CGCAACGCUCGUAUGGAUAGCACAUGUGAUGGAGGGAGGACAUCGGAAAUAAUGUGCAAUGGCACCACCGAUUGCACCCUGGUAUGGCUGGCUCCUCCCAGCAGUUCUGCUAUCAUCAGUAUCAUGUCUUAAAGCAGGCGCCGCCGAGAUCAUCAAGGUGACCGAGCCCGGCCGGGUGGACAGCUGCGAAAAUGUCACCAUCUCGUGCACCGCCCGGCCUGUGGACGCCACCGUCUGGUGGACCCGCGACGGCGCCAAUGUGUCGCUGUCACAGCGCGUGGUGGUGGAGCGCGAGACCAAGGACAAGACGGUGGUGUCCCAUCUGACCGUGGGCUGCGUCUCGCUGCCGGACCAGGGCAACUACACAUGUCACGUGUCGGGCGGAAAGCUGCGUACAGUGCUGCUGGACGUCCGAGCCGCGCCCGAGCUGGUGUCCAGCGGCGGCGCCACGGCCCGGGUCGGCGACCCAGUCACCGUCAGCUGCUCGUUCCGCGCCAGCCCGCCGCCCACCAUCGGCUGGACGGCCGGCAAGCGGCCCAUCAAGGACACCACGCCCAGGCACCAGCUCAGCGUGCGGAACGUGUCGAGCACGGAACUGGAGAGCCUGCUGACCAUCACCAACGUGUCGGCCAAGGACGGCGGCGAGCUGACGUGCGCCGCGUCCAACGACGCCGGCCGGGCCGAGCACACGGUCCUCGUCACUGUCCAGCGACGUCCGGAGGUGAAGAUCAUCAAGGCGGUGGCCGUGGGCAUGUCGCACAUCUUCAUCAACUGGACGGUGAACAACGGCAACGCGCCGAUCCAGAGCUACAGACUGCGGUAUAUGGAGGUGGGCACUGACCAGUGGGUGUACCACUCGGUACCGGUGCCGGCCAACGCCACGUCGUUCGUGGUAGACAGCCUGAAGCCGAACCGGGGCUACAGGGUUCAGCUGACUGCCGUCAACGCUGUGGGCUCUAGUGAGGCAGCCGAGCGAGGCCAGGACGGCCGCCUCAUCACGCAGGAGCGCGAUCCCACGUACAAGCCGGUGCUGUCGGUGAAGGCGGCCACCACCGAGUCGCUGACGCUCAGCUGGUCCCAGCCGUCGCCCGAUGUGGCGCCGUUCAUCCAGUCUUACCGGCUGAUGCGCACCGACGGCGAGGACCGCAGCAACGUGGAGGAGCUGGUGGUGUUCCACCCGACGACGCUGUUCCUGUGGCCAGAUCUCAGGGCCGGCCGUACCUACAACAUCUCCGUGCGCGCCUGUAACGACUUGGUGCCGCUAUGCGGUCCCUGGUCCGACGACGUCAGCGGCGUCACCAUGGUGGACACCCAGGUGAAGCCCCGUGACGUUCUGCUCAAGUGCUCGCUAGACCAGGCCGGCACGCGGGCCUCCAUCGUCGUCGCGUGGCAGCCGCCCGUCAACGCGGCCGGCGUCCGCCAGUACACGGUCACGGUGACAGGCAAGUCCGAGUACUUCGACACGGACGGCUCGCGAGUCCAGAUGUUGUCCGACCCGGACAUGCGGUCGGUGCCGGCGCUGGAGCAGACUGUCACGUUUAAGGGUGCGGUGCCCAACACCAACUACACUGUCCACGUGUGCGCCGGCGCGGCCGACCGCUGCUCGGGCGGUGGUGGCGCCGCCUCGCGCCAGUGCGCCGUGGGCGCCGGACUGCCGGCCGCCUCCCAGCUGCAGCAGUACCGCUGGUGGCGCGUGCGGCGCGACGAACGCUGGCUCAUACAGCUGCAGGUGGACCGCGUGCUGGAGCGAAACGGGCCCAUCUGCUGCUACAGGGUGGUGAUGGUUCAGCUGCGGCCAGACCAGCAGCUGGCGUCCCUGCCGCACCCCAGCAAACUGCCCAUCAAGUCUUACGAGGAUGUGCAGGCCGAGGGCGCCGGCGCCUACCUGGCAGACGCCUUCGAACACGACUUCGUCAAGACGAGGUACGUGACGCUGGGCGACGACCAGGUGACGGACGAGACGGCCUGCCAGCACUGCGUGCCGCCAGCCGGCCGCCACCGGCGCCGUCAGACGGCCGCGGCGCCGGCGCCGCUCGCGCCGCGCGACGGUCCGCUCCUCGAGGCGGCCAACUAUACGGCCUUCAUCCAGCUUGUCGUGCGGCGGGGUGACAGUCGCCGCCUGGCCAUGGCCCACACCGACUACGUGUCGCCGCCCAUCUCGCCCAAACCGCCGGCCCAGCAGGAGCGCACGCUGCUCGGGGUCGUCAUCGGCGUGGCGUGCGCGCUCGCCCUCUGCGUGCUCGUGCUGCUGGUCACACUGCUGGCGCUCAAACGCUACGGCAAGGAUGUGGCUGUGUCGCGCGCGCUCAGGGACAUGCUGGGCAGCAUGCGCGGCCAGACGGUGGCCGACUCGCCGGUGCCCGACCUGCCGCCCAUUGCGCGCCACGACCUGGUGGCCGCCUACCAGGAGCGGCACCGCGACUCGGACCUCGGCUUUCGGCGCGAGUUCGAGGCGCUGCCGCAGCGGCUGCACGACCGCACCACCUACGCCUCGGAGGCGCUCGAGAACUUCAAGAAGAACAGAUACCCGGAUAUUCGCGCCUACGACCAGACGCGGGUCAAACUGAGCCAGAUCGACGGCAUUCAGAGCACCGAGUACAUCAAUGCCAACUUCGUCUGGGGCUACAAGGAGCGCAAGAAGUUCAUCUGCGCCCAAGGUCCGCUCGAGGCUACGAUCGUCGACUUCUGGCGGAUGGUCUGGG
Messenger RNA from Pollicipes pollicipes, 2702 nucleotides. RefSeq names its product Protein tyrosine phosphatase 69D (gene Ptp69D). Gene Ontology annotation, molecular function: protein binding; protein tyrosine phosphatase activity. Gene Ontology annotation, biological process: protein dephosphorylation. The record is from RefSeq and is a predicted model, not a curated record. Lineage: Eukaryota; Metazoa; Arthropoda; Thecostraca; Pollicipedomorpha; Pollicipedidae.